GAUAGUCUCAGUGUGCGGACUCCGAAAGUCGGGAGACAGUCCAACCACCCAGAUCCGCCUCUCAAAUCGCCGCUCUCCGCUCGCCGGGCUGCCAGCUUCCGGCGGCACGGAAAGAGAUCGCCGCUGCGUUUGCUCCUGCGUCUCUCUAGUUGAGGCGAGGGGAAAAUCCGGAGACCGCAGCGAGGAGGUUGAGGAUUCCUCAUUCCGCGAGGAGAAGAGGAGGAAAUGGGGAAGAGAGCCAAGUGGUUCGGUGCUGUGAAGAAGGUCUUCGGCCACAAAUCGGAUGAUAAGAGAGAAAAAUCAAAAAAGACAUUCGGAUCCGGGACAUCCCCACUCCGGGAGGUGUCUGCUGCUGGGACUGUGGAGGUUGCUGGUCGCGAGGUAGUUCCCUCGUUGCUGCAGCAUCCGGAUGAGGAUAAAGUGGUGGAUGUUGAGAUUGAGGAAAGAAACUGUGCUAACUCUCUGCCGCUCACUGCUCUUGAUCCUCCGGAACCUGCAGUUACUAACGCAAGAGAUGCCACCCACGUCACAGCUUCUACAAAGUUCCCCGGCAAGACCAGAGAAGAGAUCGCUGCAGUCAAGAUCCAGACUGCUUUCCGGGGUCACCUGGCAAGGAGAGCUUUACGGGCCUUGAAAGGAUUGGUUCGGCUUAAGUCACUGAUUGAUGGUAACUCUGUUAAGCGCCAAUCAACAACCACAUUAAAGUGCAUGCAGACACUAGCUAGGGUUCAAUCGCAGAUUCGGGCAAGGAGAAUUAGGAUGCUUGAGGAAAACCAGGCUCUUCAAAGGCAAAUGCUACUUAAACAUGAAAGAGAGCUUGAAAGUUUGAAGAUGGGAGAAGAAUGGGAUGACAGUCUGCAAACAAAGGAGCAAAUUGAAGCAAGCUUAUUGAGCAAGCAAGAAGCGGCAAUAAGAAGAGAAAGAGGACUAGCUUAUGCAUUUUCUCAUCAGUGGAAGAGCUCCACAAAAUCUGUGAAUCCAAUGUUUAUGGAUCCCAACAAUCUACAAUGGGGCUGGAGCUGGUUGGAGCGCUGGAUGGCAGCAAGGUCUUGGGAGACUAAUAGCAAAACUGAAAGAGAAUUACCGGACGACCAUGCUUCUGUAAAGAGCAGCAUUCAGAGUGAUGGAGGUGGAGAGAUCUUAAGAGCUUUUGCUAAUAGGAAUACAAAUUCAGAUAAGCCAUCCCCAGCAGCAGUUCAGAAACCAAAUCAACCUGCAAACCGUCAGUCCCCAGCAACCCCACCUGUUAGGCCCCCUUGGUCACUGGGGAAGAGUAAAUCCGCAAGCCCAAAACCGGUUUGGAUCUCAACGGAAGAUGACUCGAGGAGCAUGAUUAGCAUGCAGUCGGAGAGAUCUCGGAGGCACAGCUUGGCAGCUGCAUCUGUAAGGGAUGAUGAGAGCCUUUCUGGUUCAACAACCGUGCCAAGCUACAUGACACCCACAGAAUCUGCAAGAGCAAAGUCCCGCUUCCAAUCCCUUUCCAACAACAACAUUGAUCCUGCAGAUAUAUCUUCUGCAAAGAAGAGAUUGUCAUUCCCCACAGGAGAAAAAUUUGCUCCAACAUCUGCUGUAAUGAGGAGAAACUCAGGUCCUCCCAAAGUGGAAAUGGCAUCUAUGAAGGAUGUAGAGAUCCAGUCUUGAUCAUUAUGAAAGUCCAAAGGUAAAGCAGGCAACUCCAUCGCAGCUUAAGAUGAUAUGAUAUAUAUAAUGAUGAUAUAUAAAUGGAGAACCGAUGUGGUUUGUCAAUUUAAUUAUCUGCUACUUCGUUUCUUUUAAGACCUCUCAGUGAUUGAUAAAUAAAUUGACGGAUUGAUUUGUUUA
Zingiber officinale is the source of this 1821-nucleotide messenger RNA. Its product is annotated as protein IQ-DOMAIN 2-like. Gene Ontology annotation, molecular function: protein binding. The record is from RefSeq and is a predicted model, not a curated record. NCBI's taxonomy places the organism in Eukaryota, Viridiplantae, Streptophyta, Magnoliopsida, Zingiberales, Zingiberaceae. The transcript has 6 exons. The coding region runs from base 226 to 1641 and encodes 471 amino acids.